UCCCACCGACCUGCCCUUGCCUGCGCGGCUGCGGCCGCCUAUAAGGCUAGCUACCCCGCCAGCCAGCUCUCGUUGCCCUUGCCCCCCGUCCGUCCGUCCGUCCCUCACCUCACCUCACCGCGCCCCCCUCCUUCCCUCCCUCAUCAGGUAGCAGCACAGCACAGCGAGCCGCCCUGCUCGGCCGGCGUAGGCUCAGGCCUCAGGCACAGCCCAGAGCGAGCGAGACACAGGGAAAGAGACAGAGCCAGCCACAGCCAGGUAAAAGGCAAAAGCACAGCACAUUAAAAGAGAGGCCGCGAGCAGCGGCAGAGCGGAGAGAGAGAACAGAGAGAGAAGCAUAUAUGGCGAUGCCCUUUGCCUCCCUGUCUCCGGCAGCCGACCACCGCCCCUCCUCCCUCCUCCCCUUCUGCCGCGCCGCCCCGCUCUCCGCGGUGGGGGAGGCCGACGCGCAGCAGCACGCGAUGAUGAGCGGGAGGUGGGCAGCGAGGCCGGUGCCCUUCACGGCGGCGCAGUACGAGGAGCUGGAGCACCAGGCGCUCAUAUACAAGUACCUCGUCGCCGGCGUGCCCGUCCCGCCGGACCUCCUCCUCCCCAUCCGCCGCGGCUUCGUCUACCACCAGCCUGCCCUUGGGUACGGGCCUUACUUCGGCAAGAAGGUUGACCCGGAGCCCGGGCGGUGCCGGCGUACGGACGGCAAGAAGUGGCGGUGCGCCAAGGAGGCCGCCCCGGACUCCAAGUACUGCGAGCGCCACAUGCACCGCGGCCGCAACCGUUCAAGAAAGCCUGUGGAAGCGCAGCUCGUCACCCCGCCGCACGCCCAGCAGCAGCCCCCGGUGGCCGCAGCCGGCUUCCAGAACCAAUCGCUGUACCCGGCGGUCCUCGCCGGAAACGGCGGCCGUGCAGGCGGCGGCGGCGGUGGCGGAGGUGGCCUCGCGACUGGCACGUUCGGCCUGGGGUCCACCGCUCAGCUGCACAUGGACAGUGCCGCCGCUUACGCGACCGCUACUGGUGGAGGGAGCAAAGAUCUCAGGUAUUCUGCUUAUGGGGUGAGAUCUCUGUCGGACGAGCACAGCCAGCUGAUGCCCGCCGCCAUGGACACCUCGAUGGACAACUCAUGGCGCCUGCUGCCGUCCCAGACCUCGACGUUCCAGGCCACAAGCUACCCGCUGUUCGGCACGCUGAGCGGCCUGGACGAGAGCACCAUCGCCUCACUGCCCAAGACCCAGCGGGAACCGCUCUCCUUCUUCGGGAGCGACUUCGUGACGGCCGCGAAGCAGGAGAACCAGACGCUGCGCCCCUUCUUCGACGAGUGGCCCAAGGCGAGGGACUCGUGGCCGGAGCUGGGCGACGACAACAGCCUCGCGUCCUUCUCGGCGACGCAGCUCUCCAUCUCCAUCCCCAUGGCGACCUCCGACUUCUCCAACACCAGCUCCCGAUCGCCCAGCGGAAUACCAUCAAGAUGAGCGAUCGUACCAUGUGGAUUCCGACGUCUCAGAGCUGACGACUCUUUGGUGCUGACCUCAUCUGAUCGUGAGGCGUCAACAAACACGUUCACUACCACUAUUAUGCUCCUUUAAAUUUUCGAACGAUGCUUCUGUAAUAUUUUUUUUUUCUUCUCCUCCCCAAGUUACACUCUUUGCCCUAUCUGAAUUGUAUGAAGUUCAUGGUCGGCGUGGCGCCGUUGUUUAUUUGACCUGUUUAAUAUCGAAAGCUCAGUUUCGAGUUACUCCAUC
This is a messenger RNA of Setaria italica (foxtail millet), 1733 nucleotides long. Its product is annotated as growth-regulating factor 3. Gene Ontology annotation, cellular component: nucleus. NCBI's taxonomy places the organism in Eukaryota, Viridiplantae, Streptophyta, Magnoliopsida, Poales, Poaceae. The record is from RefSeq and is a predicted model, not a curated record. Gene Ontology annotation, biological process: developmental process; regulation of DNA-templated transcription; DNA-templated transcription. Bases 342 to 1463 code for a protein of 373 amino acids. Gene Ontology annotation, molecular function: ATP binding. The transcript has 5 exons.